Messenger RNA from Pediculus humanus corporis (human body louse), 1065 nucleotides. Its product is annotated as DNA repair protein rad9, putative. The record is from RefSeq and is a predicted model, not a curated record. The transcript has 3 exons. Gene Ontology annotation, biological process: DNA repair; cellular response to ionizing radiation; mitotic intra-S DNA damage checkpoint signaling. Gene Ontology annotation, cellular component: checkpoint clamp complex. NCBI's taxonomy places the organism in Eukaryota, Metazoa, Arthropoda, Insecta, Psocodea, Pediculidae. The coding region runs from base 1 to 1065 and encodes 354 amino acids.
AUGAAGUGUGUUAUACCAGGGCCGAAUGUAAAAAGUAGAGCCAUACAUUCUUUAGCAAAACUUGGUGAUGAGUUAUACAUAGAAGCAACGGAUAAUGAUUUAUUUUUUAGGACUGUUAACUCAUCUAAAACGGCAUAUGCUUCAUUUUGUUUUUCUUCUGACUUUUUUUUAUUUUUUCAAACCGAAAGAAGAUAUGAUUCUUUAACAUGUCAAAUUUCAAUGAGAUCUGCAUUGAAUGUAUUUAAAUCUCCCAUGUCUCUUGAAAAAAUAACUGAAUCGAUACAAAUUCAAUUUUUACCAGACAGCGACAAUGUUAUAUUUAUUAUUAAAUAUAAAAAAGGAGUUAACAAGACUUUUAACAUACCUGUUAUCGAAUGUGAAGCUCUUCAGGCAUAUUACAUGAAAGAAUCAACUCCCAACAGCAUAACAAUACAGCCAAAAAUUGUUGGUGAAAUUUUAAAUAAUUUUCAAAAUCAUCACGAUGAAAUCACAUGGAAAGUUGCUAAAAAUCAAAUAAUAAUAAAAAAUUUUUCAGAAGUGGAAAACGAAUGCAAUGAUAUAAGAACAGAAAUAUGCGUUAACAAAGAUGAAUUUGACAAUUAUAAAAUAGAUAAUGAAACUGAAGUGACAUUUUGUUUAAAAGAAUUAAGAGCUGUUUUAUUAUUUUCCGAUAGUGUUUCAUUACCACUAACGGCUAACUUUAGCGUGUGCAGUAAACCGAUUGUGUUUGUUAUAAAAGAUGAUGUUUUCGAAGUUAACAUUGUUGUCUCGACUCUUUCCGGUGAUGAUAAUUCAUCUUUGGACAAUUUAAGUGUGCCUACAACAAAUAAUAGUGAUAGUACUCAAAACAAAAUUGAAACAAAUUUUGAAACAAAUAAUGAAACAAAUCAAUUUUUAAAUGGUGAUCAUGUUGAUAUGCCAAUUAUCGAAUCAAGCGAAAAUAAUUCGAAUAGUGAUAGAUUAAAUAAUGUAUUUAGAGAAUGUUUUGAAAAAGAAGAACAUUAUGUUGAAAAUUUACCAGGUUAUAGUGUUAUAUUAGUACCAGAAUCAGAUUCUGAUUGUUGA